AGAGGGGAAUCGGGGAACGGAUGUGUUGCUGGUUGCCAACCGGGCCCUCUCGUUGAGGCUACAGUUUGCUCCUACAAAUCUGUUCUAGGUGCUGUAGCUCUGUGUGUGCCUUCCUGUCGGAUGCACUGUGCAAUUAUCAACCCCACGCAGCUCCUUCACUCAGCGGCUGCUCGUUCACGGAAACUGCAGGCGCACGUCGUCCGGGGCGUCUUUUUGUAGUUUGAAGGGCAUGUCAGCAGGCUGCAGCUUCAGCCUAUGUAUGUCCUCGGUUAGACACACGGCUCUGGGAGAUGUAGCCUGCCUGGUGAUAAACCUGUGGUCAGCAUCGCUUUAAGCCCACCUACCUGCCUGCGCCUCCUCUCCACCAAUCCACCGACCGAGGAAGGAAAGAAGGAAGAAAAGGAGGAGUGAGAAGAGAUGCCGAUGGUGACUCGGAGACCUCGGACUGAACGACCCGUACCUGCACACAGGGUGUACCCAGCAGAACUGCCACGGACCUUCGCACAGAAAAACCCGAACAGAAAUGGACCAACAUAACGUGAGGCAAAGCAAGAGACAAAAACAGGAGUCAAGAAACAGAGCAGAGGCUUCAGCCCCAGCUUCAGCUCCAGCUCAAGCUGCAGCCUCAUAUAGACCCAACAAUCCCAGCACCAGUCAGCGUCCGGUUCCCUCCAGGCCUCCGCGGCCCCAGAGAAGUCCUAGGAUUGAGGCAUCUGUAGAUAUUUCAGAACCAACUGAACCCAGAGUUGAGCCCAAAGCUGCACCCAAAACUGAACCCAAAGCUGAACCCAAAACUGAAUCCAGAGUUGAAACCAAAACUGAACCCAAAACCAAACCUGCUUCACAAACUAACCAGAAUGAGACCACUCCUGACGGCAGUGUGGUAAGCCAGCCCAAACCCUCUCCCCAGACCGAAGAGCAAACUGGGCUGAGUGUCAAGGCGGGUCCUAAAGGUCCAGGUCACCACCCGGUCAGAGCUGCAUCCGUGCCCCAACCACCUCCUAGCAGACCUGUGCCCUCUCACCUGAACCCGCAUGCGCAGAGAGCCAUGUCCUUGGCGGGCACCGCUGAUACUCUGCCUCAGGUUCAGGAGGAGUUCAGGGUGCACAUCAUCACCUGGAAUGUGGGCUGUGCCACGCCACCUGAAGACAUCACCACUCUGCUUGGACUGAACGUGGGAGACGGAAACACAGACAUGUACAUCAUCGGGUUGCAGGAGGUGAACUCCAUGAUUAACAAAAGGCUGAAAGAUGUCCUCUUCACAGACCAGUGGAGCGACGUCUGCAUGGAGAGACUGAGCCCCUUUGGUUAUGUGCUGAUAACAUCCGAGCGAAUGCAGGGCCUGAUACUGCUGGUCUUUGCGAAAUACUUCCAUCUGCCUUUCCUCCGUGGAGUCCUGACAGAGACCACCCGCACAGGAAUGGGGGGUUAUUGGGGGAAUAAAGGCGGCAUUAGUGCCCGAAUGACCGUGUUUGGCCACAGCAUCUGCUUCCUCAAUUGCCACCUGCCUGCUCACAUGGAAAACCAGGACGAGCGUAUGGAUGACUUCGAGAGCAUCUUGCAGCAGCAGCAGUUUGAUAUCCAGGGGCCCACUGGUGUUCUGGAUCAUGAUCUUCUGUUCUGGUUUGGGGAUCUUAAUUUCCGCAUUGAAAAUCUGGAUAUCCAAACUGUGAAAUCAGCGAUUGAGAACAACAGAUACGCCAUGUUGUGGGAGAAGGAUCAGCUAAACAUGAUCAAAGACAGUGAGACAGUGUUGGAGGGAUUCGAGGAGGGGCCGCUGAGAUUUCCUCCCACCUAUAAGUUUGACGUUGGAACGAACACAUACGAUACAAGUGGGAAGAAGCGUACACCAGCUUGGACUGACCGCAUCUUGUGGCGCCUGAGGGCCACGGCACCAGCUGCUCAGACAGCGGAGAGGCGUGUUUCAGUGUCAGGGUUGACCAGAGGGAUCAGAGUGACGCAGCACUGCUACCGAAGCCACAUGGAGUACUUAGUCAGUGACCACAAGCCGGUGUCGUCCAUCUUUACCCUGGAGUUUCCAUACAGGGUGGAUAUUCCUCUGGUCACUCUCAUAGUGGAGGAUGAGUGGAAGAGUGUAGAAGAUGCAAAGGUGAUAUACAAACUGAUGCCCAACUACUCUCGAAGCAGUUGGGACUGGAUUGGAUUGUAUAAGGUGGGUUUCAAGCACCACAAAGAUUACGUGGGAUACAUGUGGGCUAAGAAUGAGGACGCAAAUGUUUACACCCAGGAACAUCAGAUAAACUUUACAGAGGAGGAAUUACCCAAAUUCUCAGGGGAUUUUAUCUUGGGUUACUAUAGCAACAACACGAACACCAUUGUGGGUGUAACAGAGCCAUUUCAGAUCUGGCUGCCCACUGUGGACGAUUCAGGCAGCUCUUCAGACAGCUCUGAUGCCAGCUCAGAAAAUGACAGCACUGUUGUCAUGAAGUUGUUGUCCCGCAGUCCAAGUGUACAGCGCAAACACAGCCGCAGCCGCAGCCUCAGCCGCAGGCAAAGCCAAAGCCGAAGCCGCAGCCGUAGCCGUAGCCAUAGCGGAGGUCGUCCCGGGAAUAUCGCUGGCAACUUUUUGAGCAACCUCGCUGGCAACCUUUUGAGCAGCCUUCCUGGCAACCAGCCUGGCAACCAGCCUGCCAGCCACCCUGUCAACCAGCCUGCCAGCCACCCUGGCAGCCGCCCCAGCACCCGCCCUAGCAGCCCUACAGAGCUCAGGAUGAAGGAGCUCGGUCUCACUGAUGGCACCGCUGCAGGGAACGAGCCUACGGGACACUCAGCAGACGGCAGCCACAUUCACGGGGCAACAGACAAAAACAAGGAGUGUUCAGGAAUGUGAUGCAACAAAAGCCCGGCUGCUUUUACAGGUUAUAUAACCAACUGUUGUGUCUUUAUUUCAUACAGUCACUGCUCUGUAUGUUUUCUGUGAGGAAAAUAUACAGUUUAUAACGCCAUCCUUUUCAGAAAUAGUCAUCUGGUUGGUUAAAAUGUUUCUACUUGCUGUUGAGUUGUGCACUUGGCAUAUUGUUGUUUUUUUUUUGUAUAUCUUUCACUCUGUCCGGUGUUUUCUCUACCUUUGUCCGUUCUCAGGUGUGGACAGUACAGGGAGCUGACAACUUGCAUUUAGAUUUUCUCACAGAUUCUCAGUUAUAAAGUGACACACACUCCAUCAUCACUUUUCACAACAAUAGUUGAUCUGCCAAGUCGUUGGGUCAGAAAAGUUCAAAUCAGCAACAGAAAUAGAUAAAAAGUAAUUUAAUUAUUGACCUUAAGUCCUGAAGCAAAUCUAACUUGUUAGCAGUGCAUUAUACAAGUAUCUGUACUUCCUGAACUUUUACACAUUUUAUCACAUUACAGCCGCAAACUGCCAUUUACUUAUGGCAGUUUGCUAUGUUAUUUAUUUGAUAUGUUAUUUUUUACAAAUACUGUUUUUUAUUACCAUUCCCCAAUACUUUAUUUUUCACAAACCACUUUUCCAUGUAAUUACACCUGCAACAGUAGUGGUGAAAAAAUUUAGUUUAGAGUUUCUGUUGAUAGCUGGGGAAAUUAUCCACAUAUGAAUCGUAUAUCACACCUAGUUAUGAAAUGAUUUCCGAGUCUGGUUGUAAGUCCUGCUUCUUGCUGGUUGCAUAAACUAUACGUCAUCGCUGCAUCUCUCCAUUGACCUGCGAACCUGGCUUGUCCCUAUGCAAGUCAGUUAAUACAAGUCUGUGACUGCCUCACUUGCCUCAUCACAUCUGUCUUUUAACAAAACUUGGAGGCUUAGGCGACGCCUUAAUCCUAAUCCAGCGUGGAUUGAAAUGCUGGAAGGUGAGCCUCUGCCCAGUCUCAAGUUUUUUUCAGGAACAAAAAACUUGAACUUUUGGUCUGAUUUGACCAGAGCACCAUCUUUCACAUGUUUUCUGUGUUCCAGACAUUAAUUUUGGCAAACUACUUAUGUCUUUGGGCUACUUUAAAUAAUGUCUUUAUUUAUUUUCUUACUGCUUUUUGGCUUGGUCCAGAUCUGUGGAAUCCACAUCUAAUAGUUUUUCUGUCAACAGAUUUGCCCAUCUGAACGGUGGAUCUCGUCCACAGUUACCAUAGGCCUCUUGGCUGCUUCUCUGAUUAAUGUCCUCCAUAUCAGACCUGUUACUCGGUGGAUGGCUUCAACUUGGUUGAAGUACAGUUUUGCUAUUCUUUGUUGUACAUGUUUUAAACAGUACUUUUUGAAAUGACCCAAACUUCACCAUAACCUUACCUCUGACCUGUCUAUGAUGUUCGGGUUUUCAUGAUGUUCCAUCAACUUUCUCUAGUGAGCCUCUGAGGCUAUAAUUUCCCUCCCAGCUCGUCUUUGUGUAUCAUGAAAUGUCCCAAUAAAAUACCUUAAAUUUGCGUUUAAAACUAAAUGUGAAAUAGUUAAAGGGAUAUUAAUAAUUUUGCAAGACACUAAUCUCAUUGCCAGCAUACAUCACCCAUAGUACUAGUGUCUGAAAGCUGCCAAAGCUGCAUGACUUGGGUAAAAUGGAAAAAUGUUCAACACAGAUGGUUCUUCUGAGUAGUGAGCUUUAUUGCUUUCUGCAGCAAGAACAGCACAUCAGAUCCCUGUGUACUCUGUGCACUACUCUGAAGAUUCACACAGUCUUUUAACAGUUUUCUACACACCCACAAAAUCACACAAUCCUCAACACACAUUAAAUCACUUUUGAAACUCGGUACCCCUUUGAUUAAAACUCAAUUCUGUCUGGCCUCACAACACAAAUUAAAGAGUGUAUCAACUCUGUGUUUGCACUCUCUGAGCACGUUAUCACACUUAUGAAAUCACAAUUCACUUAGUUAUCCAACAUGUUAAAAGGUCAGCGUGUCAUACUAUUGACUGGUGCCACUUAUUUUUGCAUAGAGAAACAUACACAAUUUCUAUCACACUUGCCUUGUGGUCCAUAUUUUGACCCAUCAGUCAUAAAAUAUGCAGGGAGCACUUCUUUUAGAAGAGAUGCAUUCUUCCUGGGUGCAUUAAAUCAGAGAAAGUGGAUCAGAGGCAGUGAUCCAGGAAGCUCUCAGAUGCACAACACAUUCUAGUCUAAAGAGUAAGAGUGUGAGCGCCCUUAAAUAGAUGGCUGUAUAGUCAAUAGCAGGAUGCUGCGGGUGUGGACAGAGGUGUUGGGUGUCACAGCACAGCUGUCCCACCAGAACUGAUUGAGUAACGACUGACCAGGUCUGAACUACAGAGGUGAUAACUGCAGCAAUACCUGAGCUGAUCCAGUGCGACACAUUUAUGCACACACCCCCCCCCCUGAACUUCAUAGGAUUUGUUUUAAAAGCUUUUUUAAGAGAACAAAAUUGCAUUGUUUUAAUUGGAUUUUAAGUCUAUGUUAAAAUAAGAAAUAUUUAAAUCAUGUUUUUGCUCAAACUCUGAAGUUCAAUCUGGACUAACUUUACAAAAGUGGGCAGGAAAUUUGCUGGAUUGACCUGCUAGAGAGAUUCGUAUGUACCUUGAAGUCCCAUCAAGCAAAGAUGAAAUGCUUAACUGUAGAUUAACAUGACAGUGGGAGUACAGUAGAGUAAAUAAACUUUCCUUGCUGAAUGUUUUAAUUUUUGAAAAUAUGAAAACUUUUUUUUUAAUAUAUAUAUAUACAGUAUAUAGCUAAAGCUUUUUUCUUUCUUGCUCAGAUCUUUCCCCCUUUGAUCCUAUUAAUAAGAUGGUGACAACCGUAGUCUCAGUCGUGGUGUUUUAUAGUUACUGUGUGAUCUCUGAUGCACCGUUUUAGACGUGUAACUUUGGGGCUGUUAGAGUAGGUCUGUGCUGUGGCCGUAAUUUGUGUGUGUAUGUCUGUAGUUAGUUGUUUGUGUAUGUGUUUUUCUGAAAGUGUGCGAGUGUGUGCUUUGGAUGACAGAUGUGUGUGUGUGUCUGAGUUACAGGGGCCGUGAAUGGGACUGGGGCUAUACUUGCAUGGUUUGCCUUUUGGACAUACCGUACAUUCCUGUACUGUUGUUUUUGUGCCGUAAAGUGCUGUUUUUGACUCCUCUUUGUCAUAUCUGUGACUGUGAAGAUUCUUAGAAAAACGUGGUAAAGACGGUAUGAAUUUUUGACAUCGAUAUUAAAUGUUAGUGCAAGAAAAAAUAUGGGUAGUUGUACUCGGAUAAAUUUGAGAUUAAAUUAAUCUUUUCAUGUAUUUUCCUGAUUUUUGAAAGGGAUUAAAAAAGCAACCUACUGGACGUUUCUCUGACAUGAAAAUUUAUUGUCCAGGUUUAGAUAAUUUAGAUGCAUUCAAUACUGCAAUCAUGAAUGGUGACUAUUGUGAAAUCUUUGCUGAAUGUUCCUAUUUUGUAAUUGUGUAGGUUAAAUAUACAAAAUAUGAAGUAUGUUGAGAAAAAUCAAACAUAUAUAUAUAUACAUAAGAGACAAUCUAUAGCAUAAAGAUUAUUUUACUUAAAUUAUGUAUUUAUUUUCCUAUUUAACUUAAAUUCUGCUGGCCAGUUACAGAGCUUUUUUUCAGGGCAAGUGUCCAAAUUAUAUCAGAGAUAAUUUAUUUUAUUUUUACUAUAGAGAUGAUUUCUUUCCAUUUUAGUAAAUUAAAACUCUUCUGUCAUAAGUGUAGAUGGUUUCGUCUACGUGUGUUUAAAUAAUUGUGAUUGAAUGACAACAAAAUUCUUAAAACCUGGAUUGCUGAUCUAUGAAAAUGUUUAAAUUCUGCGAUCAAAGCAUUUCUGUUUAUGAAUUUGUUGCUUUGUUCUCCAAUAACAAAUCUAGUGCGACACGAUCCAAAGGAAUAAAUUACGAUCUUUUAAAUUA
This is a messenger RNA of Xiphophorus couchianus (Monterrey platyfish), 6781 nucleotides long. RefSeq names its product inositol polyphosphate-5-phosphatase Jb (gene inpp5jb). The record is from RefSeq and is a predicted model, not a curated record. Gene Ontology annotation, biological process: negative regulation of peptidyl-serine phosphorylation; phosphatidylinositol dephosphorylation. Gene Ontology annotation, molecular function: phosphatidylinositol-4,5-bisphosphate 5-phosphatase activity; phosphatidylinositol-3,4,5-trisphosphate 5-phosphatase activity. The transcript has 14 exons. Gene Ontology annotation, cellular component: plasma membrane; ruffle; cytoplasm. Lineage: Eukaryota; Metazoa; Chordata; Actinopteri; Cyprinodontiformes; Poeciliidae. Bases 524 to 2851 code for a protein of 775 amino acids.